Molecule: messenger RNA, 1481 nt
Organism: Megalops cyprinoides (Indo-Pacific tarpon)
Lineage: Eukaryota; Metazoa; Chordata; Actinopteri; Elopiformes; Megalopidae
Product: regulator of G-protein signaling 9-binding protein
Exons: 1
Coding region: 412-1140 (242 amino acids)
Biological process (GO): detection of light stimulus involved in visual perception; G protein-coupled receptor signaling pathway
Cellular component (GO): photoreceptor outer segment; neuron projection
Source: RefSeq, a predicted model, not a curated record
AAAUCUCAUGUAACUAGCUGAUGCCUAUUCAAAUAACAGAGGAAAUCGAUAUUUAACAGGAUUGAGAAGCUAUCAUAAUUUCACGUUGCAUUUAAAUAAUUUGUUUGAGAGGGACUUCUGAUGCUGAUUAAUCUCGGCCACGAAAGAGCAAAAAUAAAGCCGUUUACGGAGCCAUUACUAAGCCGUGCUGCUCUCUGCUGAAUAUACAGGCAACAUGGAUGGAAAGGAAUUUGCUCUGACGAGAUCGUUGAGUGAGUCUGAAUGGCUGUACUGCUCCCGUGGAAUCUAGAUCAAAACUAGCAAACAAACGCUGCAGUUUCUAAGACAUUUGGUGGUUCUAGUUUUUCUUUUAUACUGUAUUUCUGCCCUUUCAGUAAUUGGCACAAGGAAGACUCGGUUUUUUUUUAAAAAAUGGGGAAGGAUGAAUGCAAAACCAUGCUGGAUGCUCUGAACAGAGUAACCGCUUGCUAUAGACAUUUGGUCAUCACUCUCGGGAGCACUUCAGAUUCUCAGAACCUGAGGGAAGAGCUGAAGAAGACUCGCAAAAAAGCCCAGGAGCUGGCCGUGGCCAACAGGACGAAACUGACGGCUCUGCUUAAAGACAAGACGAUAAGCAAGGAGGAUCGAACCGAAUACGAGCGGCUAUGGGUGUUGUUUUCAAGCAGCAUGGAGCUACUGGACGUGGACAUGAAAAGGUCUUUGGAAAUUGGACAGGAUUUUCCAUUAAAGGUCCCCACAAGGCAUCUCAUUCAGACAGGGAUGAGUGGCAGCACCACCACCGUGGCCGCCAGAGCCAUGAGUGUACAGAAUAUGAAGUACGAGGCUGACAGCAACAUCGACACGGCGGAUCUGAAGGAGCUAGAAACCGAGAUCACCCAGGUUGGUCAGAUGAUGGAGGAAAUGGAGAUGAAGGUCCAAGUGGCACCCUGGGCAGUAGAAGCUAAGCAGGAGGCGGGGGCUGAGCUGAAGUCCACAGUUAGUGUUGGAAACUCCUCAGUCGGGGUCAUUUCCAUUUGCGAAGAGGAGCCCAAAGAGGUAGAUGGUGAGCCUGGCCUCAUGAAAGUUUUCGCAGGGAUAAUUUUCACUGCUAUCGUGCUCAUUGCGGGUAUCCUAGCAUAUUGUGUCAUUAACCUGUCUUGAACUGUGUCAACACGUGCGUUCCAUCUAAAGUUUGUCUCGGUGGGACCACUAGUAAAUGCAUGUGUUCCCGGAGAUCAUUUCUGAAGAAAAGGCAUGAAAAACAGCCUCCGUUACAUCUGUGUGGUCAAGAUUGCUCAAUAAUUGACUCAUGCCGGCGUUAUUCGGCCUCCAACAGGAUAAUUGUUGAAUGUCUUUGGAUUGUUUUACUAGAUGAGGCUAGAAAUACGAGACAGUGGAAGAGACAAUAAGGAAGCAUAGGAUGUAUUGCACAUACGAUAACUUUUAUGCCGAUGGUAUUGCAUUUGUAGUGUAAUUUUGUGUGUCAAAGUGAUGCCAUUAUA